AUGAGUAGUCAUGUUUUUGCCUUCACUUUCCUCGCAAGACGUCAUCAGCCGACCGGCUUUCAGUGGCUCCGCCGAGGUCGUGAGAGUCAUGGUCAUGUUGAAGAGCUACGCGAAGGAAAUGCUGUGCUCCUCUUAAACUGCGCCAGAAGAUGGCCCGUACCGAUCGGCUUCGCGACAGCGGACAAAAGGGUGCAUGAGAAGCGAGAGGCAGUGGUCGGGCCCAGUCGAGGUACGUGUCCGACGAGGCAGAUGGACAAAGUGCACCGAGGCACAAAAUGGUGGAGGCAGAGAGGCAGUCAAAAAGUAGAUAAGAGAAUGCGUUGUUGGCGUUUAGCGACAGUCUUCUCUGUUCUCCACCGCUCAGUUGCCGGCUUGGGGCUGGGGCUUGUGCCAGCCUUCAUUUGGCCACAUCAAAAGCACCUGCUUCUAGAACGCCGUCCCAGUUCUCGGUCUUUCUCCACGCGACGACGCGCCAAGUUUCCACUACCUCAGCCAGUCAUGAAUGCUGUCCUGGGCUCGAGUCCCGUCAGGAUACGAGGAGGAGCCGCUCGACGCGGAUUGGCUCUUGAGGUGUCAGCGAUGAAUCCAAAAGACUCUUUUAUCUCAGUCGCGACUCUCAGCCGGUCGCUGCUCCAUCUGGUAGUCUCCAAUACUACUCACAUCGCAAUUAAGUAA
This is a messenger RNA of Protopolystoma xenopodis, 675 nucleotides long. Lineage: Eukaryota; Metazoa; Platyhelminthes; Monogenea; Polystomatidea; Polystomatidae. The record is from the annotation of a GenBank genome assembly.